AUGGCAGUCCUGGCAGACCUCACUGGUGCUUCUGCCCUCAAGAUACUUUCUAUCGUCCUCGUGGCCUGGGCUGUGUCAACAUGGAUCAAGAUCAAACGCCAUCCAUUGUCCAAGUUCCCCGGUCCCCCAACAGCCGCGUUUAGCAAUGUAAGAUUCAAUAGAAUUGCUCGAAAUGAGUGGACAGGAGCUAGAAAAAGAAUAGUUUUCGUACUGUCGUCGAUUUAUGGGUGGCCGUCAGCCAUAUGA
Messenger RNA from Penicillium soppii, 246 nucleotides. RefSeq lists its product as uncharacterized. The transcript has 2 exons. Bases 1 to 246 code for a protein of 81 amino acids. The record is from RefSeq and is a predicted model, not a curated record. Lineage: Eukaryota; Fungi; Ascomycota; Eurotiomycetes; Eurotiales; Aspergillaceae.